UCACUUUUCUUUUUUUAAUCAUUAGCCUUAUGCAGCUCUCAAAGCUAGAGAAUAUCUUGAUAAGCCUGCAAUACAUGAGACAAUGGUGAAGGUUAGCGCUUAUCUGCUUGGAGAAUACAGCCAUCUUUUGGCCAGACGACCUGGGUGUAGCCCAAAGGACAUUUUUGUCAUUAUACAUGAGAAGCUUCCUACUGUAUCGACUCCAACAAUAUCCAUUCUUCUCUCAACAUACGCAAAGAUUUUGAUGCACUCUCAACCACCAGAUCCCGAAUUACAAAACCAGAUCUGGGCAAUAUUCAGCAAAUAUGAAACAUGCAUUGAUACUGAGAUACAACAAAGAGCUGUACAGCUAUUCAUUUUCAAUAGCACACUUGCAAAAAUUUUAAACUUUUAAAACCCAUCUUAGAAG
Molecule: messenger RNA, 409 nt
Organism: Lactuca sativa (garden lettuce)
Lineage: Eukaryota; Viridiplantae; Streptophyta; Magnoliopsida; Asterales; Asteraceae
Product: AP-2 complex subunit alpha-2
Source: RefSeq, a predicted model, not a curated record